Molecule: messenger RNA, 4552 nt
Organism: Clarias gariepinus (North African catfish)
Lineage: Eukaryota; Metazoa; Chordata; Actinopteri; Siluriformes; Clariidae
Gene: sap130a
Product: Sin3A-associated protein a
Exons: 21
Coding region: 64-3255 (1063 amino acids)
Biological process (GO): negative regulation of transcription by RNA polymerase II
Cellular component (GO): Sin3-type complex
Source: RefSeq, a predicted model, not a curated record
GCUAAUUUCACCCCGUAGUUAUGAAGCAGGACUAAAUGACGGACUCACGGUCGUUGAGGUAAAAUGAGUUCUCAGCAGUUUCCUCGGGCUCCCUUACCUCCAGUAGGAGUGGGACAAGGCCCAGCAUCUACUGGCAACAGCGCUGUCAUUUCAGGAGUCCAAACAGGUGGAGAGGAAAGCGGCAGAGAAGCAGACCACCCUCAGGACUCUAUCCCUGGUGGCAGUAUGACUGGAGCAGCCUUGCAGUUUCGUGAGGAUAAGCAGGAGACUGUGGUAGUUAGACCAUAUCCUCAAGUGCAGACUUUGAGCCAGACGUCGGCUCUGGCACAGCAUGUGUCUAUCCAGCCGAACACCACAGUCACUGUAGCUGCGCCACCAGCUCAUCUCACUCCCGGACAGCCGCCUGCUUUCACUGAAGGAGCAAUCAAGGCUGGCCUAAAGUCUGCUAUGCCCAGUCGACUUAUUGCCCCAGCUCCAGCAGCUAGUCCGGGGCACCUUUCUGGCCCAGCAAAGGUGCCUGGUCAUAUUACAGUUACCCUGGAAAGCAAUAUGCCUUCAGCCUCCAUCCCAGUGGCAACCAUCAGCGGUCAGCAGGGACAGAGUAAUCUGCAUCACUUAAUGGCAGCCAACCUGCAGAUUAUCAGGGGGAACACACCUGCCCUGCAAAUCAGCUCUCCAACCGCUCCACCUCACACAUUCACUUCUCACCUGCCCAGAGGUGCAGCUGCUGCAGCUGUGAUGUCGAGCACUAAAGGUCCUACUGUUCUGAGACCCGCUUGUGGUGCAAACACAGCACCUGGUCAGCCUGCAGCUUUACAGCACAUCAUCCAUCAGUCUAUUCCGUCUCGCCCUGCAGUCACCACCUCCACUGCUGUGCUGUCCACUGUGGUAGCCCCCAUUUCAACAGCCAGAACUCAGUCUCCUGUUAUUAGCCCUCCUGUUACACACACUGCAGAGAUAGUGCAUGGGCGCGCAGGGCUUACAAUCCACCCUCCAAUCCCUUCUGCCACCAUCAGUAUCCAGAGGCCUCCGACACCGAGAGAUACAGCCACACGCAUCACCCUGCCUUCCCAUCCAGGAAUGGGAGCUCAAAAAACCCAACCAGCACACACGAUGGCCCAGAAGCCUAUUUUCAGCACUGUGACUCCUGUUGCUGCGGCAACUGUUGCCCCCCUCUUAGCUACCAAUACUGUCCCAUCAACUACCACGACAGGUUCUGCACCUCACACCCAGAUGAGCAGCAGUACAAUUGUCACUAUGGCGAUGGCUUCCCACUCUUCUCAUGCCACGGCUGUAACCAGCUCUGCCAUUCCUGUUGCUAAAGUGGUUCCUCAGCCGAUUGCACACACUUCCCCUCGGAUCCAACCUGAAUAUUCCGGGGAAAGAACAAACCUGAUCCCCAUCUCUGGCCAUCGCUCAUCCCCUAACCCCGUCACUAUGGAGGCCCGCAGUGACAACAGACCCACCGUUCCAGUCCAGUUCCAGUAUUUUUUACCCACAAACCCACCAUAUGCCUAUCCGCUCACGCACACCUAUACACCGAUCACUAGCUCUGUUUCCACUAUUCGACCCUAUCCAGUCACAGCACAGGCUCAGAGCUCUGCCAUUCCUGCUCAGGCUGGUGUGGGUGUGGCCACUACUGUGCAUUUAAAUCCCAUGCAGCUGAUGGCUGUGGAUCGCAUCGGCCUCCAGUCUGCUCAAAUCAGUACUCAAAAUCUCCAGCCAGCUUCCAUGACUGCGCAGGGCAUUCAGCCUGCACCAAUCGGAGUACAAGGCCUGCAUGCCACCGCACCAAUCAGUACACAGGGGAUUCAGCAGGCACCAGUUGCCACACAACAGUCACAGCCAGAGGCAAAACCACCAGGUGUAGUUCUGGCUGAGAGCACUGCGUUUGUGACCAACCCAAUUGGCAGUACAUUCAGCGCUACGCAACCAGUGACCACUGUUGUUCAGACUCACCCCCAGGGGACGAGCACAGGUGCACCCACACUGGUCUCUUCACCCAGACCCAGCAUCCUCCGCAAGAAACCUGUAAAUGAGGGAGCUGUGCGUAAAACUCUGAUCCCAGCUCAGCCGAGCGAGCCUAGUUCUGCAAGAGUGGAUAGUGCUGUGCGACUGGCUGGAUCCCCACGACCAGCAGGCGUGAAGCCCAAAUCUGACAUUCAUGUUGCCAUGACGCCUCCGGUGAUGGCCACUGUGGAGGCCCUGCCCUCUCACGGUGGAGAACAGCAGCCCCUCUCAGCUCCAGCUCAACACCUAUCACAGGCCAUUCCUGCUGUUCUGGCCCCACCCAUUCCCCCACCUCCCUCUCAGUCCGCAGCAGUUCUGUCAGCCCUCCCCGCAGCCAUGGCCGUAACUCCUCCUGUUCCUGCCUCUAUGGCCAAUGCUGUCUCCUCCCCCACACAGCCAGCAGCCAGCAGCACAGCAGCGCUUAGCUCCGCCCUUCCGGAGAUCAAAGUAAAGCAGGAGGCGGAGUCUAUGGACAUGUCACAGCCAGCUCUUUCCAUCGCGUCAUCGACGGUCCCAGCCUCCGUCUUCUCCUCCCAGGCCUCAGGCCUCACGGUGCCCUCACAGCCUGGAGAUCUUCUGCCUGGCGCUUCCCCACGCAAAAAACCACGCAAACAGCAGCACGUUAUCUCCAACGAGGAGGGUGAGAUGAUGGAGACCAACAGCACUGAUGAAGAGAGGGCUAGUAGCAGAACUCCUGGGAGCAAAACAGAAAGGCCAGAGUCACCUCCUAGGGAAUACGUGGAUGAAGAAGGUGUACGGUAUGUGCCUGUGCGCCCCAGACCUCAAUUCACGCUUUUGCGUCAUUAUAGAAACCCCUGGAAAGCUGCGUACCAUCACUUUCAGAGAUACACUGACAUCCGUGUUAAAGAGGAGAAAAAGAAUUCUCUCCAGGACAUGGCUAAUCAGAGGGGGGUUGCAUGCCGGGCACAGGGCUGGAAGGUGCACUUAUGUGCUGCGCAGCUUAAGCAGCUGACAAGCCUGGAGCACGACGUGUACAGCCGCCUCACCACGCUGCAGGAAGGACUCAUCCCAAAGAAACGAGCAGGAGCUGACGAUGACCUGCACCGCAUCAACGAGCUCAUCCAGGGUAACAUGCAGCGCUGCAAACUAGUGAUGGAUCAGGUGACUGAAGCAAGGGACACCAUGAUGAAAGUUCUGGACCAUAAAGACAGAGUCCUCAAGUUACUCAACAAAAACGGCACAGUCAAGAAGAGUUCAAAGUUAAAGCGCAAAGAGCGGACCUAGACAAGAUGGGAGCAAUCUCUCUCUCCAUCAUCUUCCUCUCUCUGUCUCUUUCUCCCCCCCCUCCCCAACCUUUAAGGUCGAACGAAAAAAUAUGCUCCUCAAAAAAAUAAAAGGAACAUUAAGUCCCGGUUUGACUCGAACCAUGCAUACACAUAUGAGAGGCGUUCAAGUCAAACUGGGUCUAAAGUGUUCUCUUAAUUUUUUUUUGAGCAGUAUAUUUCGGUUCAGUGUUUGGACCAUGUCAUUGUUUUUCAGUUUGCUGUGCACAAUCACACAGGAUCUAAAUGUACGUCACUCCACCUGUGUCAGUUUGAGCAGAGAAAGCAGGUUGUAAACCCUCUGUAUCCAUCUGGACCCCUUGUCUCAACCAAUUAAACUACACAGGAGCUGCUGCUUACUGAGGAUUUGUUUUCCUUUCGGUCCAACGAACAUUUUUGUUUCGCCUUCCCCCAAGGAAUUUUUUGUUUCGCCUUUUAUAAUGAACAUUAAGUUGCAGUGCAUUUUUUUUUUUUUUUUUUUUUUUUGGUCAAAGUAGAAUUGUUUUGCUCAUAGAGAUCUUUAGAGACUUGCACAUGCUUGAUGGAGAUUUUUCACCAUCAUGUCGUAAAAAGUGAAAAUCAUGUCUCUUAGACUACGUACCUCUUAAUUUUAAUCUUUUACUAAGCCGACUGAAGGAAAGUGUGUACAGGUAUAAAGCUUGGUAUUCUGCACACACAGACCCACUAGAGCAAGGUGUGUACACAACCUGAGUUUCAGUGCCUUCUAUCCUGGGUGUAGCUGGGGAAAUUCUGUGUUUGCAUUGAACACACUUGAGGAAACAUUUUCAGAUCAGUUCUUAAAAGAAAAAAAAAUGAACAUACCCCAAAUUUCAUAUUCGGCAGUGUAGUCGUUUCUCACUGUCCCCCAUUUGCCACUAUCUAUUCUUUAUUUUGUUGAUCUUUGAGCAAAGAGAUCUGAAGAGCAGCUGAGGAUGGCACAUAGAGGUCGGGUAUGUACUUGAAAGAAGCAGUAUAAUUGUGUAAUAAGAAUGUGUGGAUCGUGUAACAUUUUCAACCUCAGAAGAUGAUAGUUGUAAAAAAAAUAAGAUUUGACUUGCUGUUUACUGUAAGUCCUUUUUUUGUGUUUAUUGAGACUGUUUUGUGCUCUGUUAAUGUGGCUCUUCAUUUACAGAUAUAAAGUAAACAUUGUGGUUAAAACUUAGUUUAAGAAAUAAUUUUGACUCUUUUGUACAUUUUGUUUUUCUCUUUUGUUAUCUGUAUACUAUGUGCUAUUGCAGUAAAAGAAACUAUGUACAGUU